UGCGUUAAACCCAGUUCUUAAAACCCCAUACAAAAAAAUUGAUCUUGCCGGAGAAGAAGACAUUCAUAUUAAUUCGAUAAAUAAAUAUGCAGAAGAGGUUCACUCUCCUCCAGACAAUUGCAGUUUCAGGUGUAUUUUCUGCUGUUUCUGGCUGGUAUGGGUUCAUGUUUGGGAGAGAAUCUGCUCGGAAGGAGCUAGGAGGUUUGAUUGAAGAUCUUCGCAAUUCCAAUGGUGCUAAGGAAAGUAAGAUGAUGUGAGUUUGGACGACAGUAGAGAAUGAUGCCUCAUUUCUUGUUGACGCUGAGACAACUGAAGGUACAUAGACGUCGGUAAAAAGCUCUUUGAGAUCGUGACGACAAUUCAGAUUUCAUGUUUUUCUUGUUCUUCUGCUGGAAAUUUACUUCCUUGUUCAUGAUGACUAAAUCACCUUUACAAUUGAAAAAGAACUCUGUAUAAUGAUGUUCUUCGUUGAGAAGGUAGUAUAAUUGUGUUGGAUAUUGAAUGUUAAUUCUUACUUACUGGCUUAUUUUGCCAAUUCCAUGGAACUAUUGUAAUUCUGCAGUAGAAAUUCUAUCUGGAAGUUUUAUGUUAAUAGUA
This is a messenger RNA of Solanum dulcamara, 597 nucleotides long. RefSeq lists its product as uncharacterized. The transcript has 3 exons. The coding region runs from base 87 to 257 and encodes 56 amino acids. NCBI's taxonomy places the organism in Eukaryota, Viridiplantae, Streptophyta, Magnoliopsida, Solanales, Solanaceae. The record is from RefSeq and is a predicted model, not a curated record.